UCUUCAGACGGAAAGAAUUGGGAGAUUAAUAGUCUACGUCAUCAUGUUGUCUGAGGUGGCUAAAUUUUACCGGCACGACGAACUUAACAACAUGACUCUCAGAUCAAAUCUGUCAAUUGCGAUACCAGCAAAGCGAGAAAGAGGGACCGGGUAUGUCGUCACACAACAGUUCAUCUUCUUCGGCAAAUGAUCCACGCCAGCCAUCGGCGGCGAAGCCUUACGUACAGCCGAUUGUUUUGCCUCAAGAUCUUCCCGUUGAUUACGCUGGUUUCAUCGCCGUUGUUUUUGGUGUUGCUGGCGUAAUGUUCAGGUAUAAGCUCUGCUCAUGGCUUGCUGUCAUAUUUUGUGCUCAAUCACUUGCCAAUAUGAGAAAUAUUGAGAACGACCUGAAACAGGUUUUGAUGGCCUCCAUAGAUAAUGUGUGUGGAAGUUUUCAUGGGUGGUGUGAACCUGUGAAUCAAAGUUCAACUUCAUCAAGUGGCAACAUUAACGUGGAUGAGGGUUGGAAAAUUGAAAAAAAAACACCUAUAGAAGAAAUGCUAGAGAAGGUAAUAGAAGAUAUUGCAAAGAUGAAGAAUAAUCUGAAGAAGAUGAAGGAAGAACAAAGAGAUACUAGAGAUGAGAUUGCAAAUAUUAGGGGAAUUAUGUGCCAAUUGAGAACAAUUUAUAUUGUUUUGAUUUUUAUUGUAGUUGGAGUAGCAAUAAAAGUGAUUUGAAAUAAUAUAUACCAGGAAUUUAGAUAAUAGAAAC
Molecule: messenger RNA, 750 nt
Organism: Manihot esculenta (cassava)
Lineage: Eukaryota; Viridiplantae; Streptophyta; Magnoliopsida; Malpighiales; Euphorbiaceae
Product: protein Asterix-like
Exons: 3
Coding region: 153-716 (187 amino acids)
Biological process (GO): protein insertion into ER membrane
Cellular component (GO): endoplasmic reticulum membrane
Molecular function (GO): protein folding chaperone
Source: RefSeq, a predicted model, not a curated record